Aplysia californica (California sea hare) is the source of this 2108-nucleotide messenger RNA. Its product is annotated as TBC1 domain family member 10A. The record is from RefSeq and is a predicted model, not a curated record. NCBI's taxonomy places the organism in Eukaryota, Metazoa, Mollusca, Gastropoda, Aplysiida, Aplysiidae. Bases 232 to 1416 code for a protein of 394 amino acids. The transcript is spliced from 10 exons.
GUGAGACGGGACUACUUGAUUACAAUUCAGACUAGCGAAUCCUGUAAAUUCCGAAGUAUUGUAUUCUUUUUAUUCUAAUUUUUGUGGCUAAUAAAAAAGCUUUGUCCCUAAGUAGGACAAUGGCUCAUAAUCGACAGUUUUACUGAAAUGAAAGCAACAUGAAGGGACUGUUGGAUGUUGGAUUAUUCCUAGCUGUGUAGUGGUGGUUCCAACCUCACAUGGACCAGUGUCAUGUCAAUGGCAAUGGCAGACUUCUCACACAUACCAGAGGACUUUGAGUCCCCAACAGAGGUAAACUCCAACGGAGGAUCACCCAAGGCUCACACGGUUGCCAAUGGAGACUCUGUACAGAGCAACAUCACACCUGCCUCAACGGACAGAUACGGUUUUCUCGGAGGGAACCAGUACACAGAUCCAGAGGCGGAGAGACGCGUACCCCAGGAGACCGUAAGAAAGAGGGAGACAAAAUGGCUGGACAUGUUCAUCAACUGGGAUAAGUGGAUGUCAAAGAAGUUCAAAAAGGUGAAGGACAGGUGCAGAAAAGGCAUUCCUCCGUCUCUGAGGGCACGUGCGUGGCAGCACUUGUGUGGCAGCCAUUUCACCCUGGAGCAGCACAGGGGAGUCUUUGAAGAAUAUUUGAAAAUGCCAGGAGAUCCUAAAUGUAUAGACGACAUCCAUAAAGACUUGGAUCGACAGUUUCCCUUACACGAAAUGUUCCUUUCCAAAGGAGGUGUUGGACAAGAAGCUCUGUUUGAAGUGCUGAAGGCGUACACGAUCCACCGGCCCGUGGAGGGCUACUGCCAAGCCCAGGCUCCCAUCGCCUCGCUCCUCUUGAUGCACAUGCCUGCUGAGCAAGCCUUCUGGUGCCUGGUGGCCAUCUGCGACAAGUAUCUCACCGGAUACUACAGUCCCGGUUUGGAAGCUAUCCAGUUGGAUGGGGAUGUUUUGUUUGGAUUACUGAAAAGAACAUCACCUGUUGUAUAUAAACACAUGAAAAAACAACACAUUGAGCCGAUAAUGUUUAUGACAGAGUGGUUCAUGUGUGUGUACACUCGCUCUCUUCCUUGGACCACCGUCCUCAGGAUAUGGGAUCAGUUUUUGUGCGAAGGGGUCAAGGUUAUGUUCCGUGUUGGCCUGGUUUUGGUGAAGGUCACUCUUGAAGGCCAGGAGAACAUGUCUCAGUGCCCCACAUUCUUCGACACGCUGGAGAAACUCCGGCUAAGGAAACUGGCACCAGAACUUCAAGAUGAAGAAUUUCUUAUAAGAGAGACGCUGCGGUUGAACAUCAACGAGCGUGACAUGGAGAAGGAACAUCAAAAGCAGAUUGUGAGACGCAAGCAGGCACGUGAAUCGAAGGAACGAGAAAGUGGGGGAGGAGCAGGGGGCAAGCACGCACGCAAGGCCAAGCAGAAGUGAACGUUCGUCUGACAGAUUGUAUGAGUUGAUGUGACAGAUUUAUCUGAGCAGACGUGAAAUUUCAUGCCCAUGACUUUUUUUUUAUGCGGAAGGGAAAGCUUGUGUGACUAAUGUCCUGAGGUGUGAGAUUUUACGCAAUUGACUGUCUCAGAUCGUACAAAAGCACAUGCCCGGGGCUGAGGAUGGCAUUAUUCUUACUGUUGAGUAGCUAAUGGUGUUGCACUGCUGUGUCCAUGAGUGUGAGUGGGAGUUUUUCUGAGAUUCACUCGUGAAACAUGUUUACUCAAAUUUGCUUGUUUUUUUUCUAUUUUUUUUCCCCAGCAAUAUGCUAGUGAAGACGAACAAAUGAUAAAUAACUGAUUCCGAUUCUGCUUCGAAGAAUAGAAGGAAGGCGGAUCUAUUUGGUUUGCUUUGUUUCUUCAAUUCUUGUGUGGGCAGGAGUUCUGAAACGAUGUUCCCCUCACCAUCUUGUCUUUUAUAACAUAUGCUGUGGUUUGUACAAGCACAAAGAAGACCUCUGUACUCAUUUUCUUGCUCUUAGAGACUAUUUGAAACUAGAAAAUGUAUGCGUUUGCUUUUUCCCAAACCUCUCUUGGACUGUCUGUUAAAAUAAUUAAUCUUCAAGUAUAAUUGAAACAGCGUGCAAAUAGCAAAUGAGACCAAGCUUGUUUUGAAGAAAAAAGAAAAUAAAA